Molecule: messenger RNA, 978 nt
Organism: Cynocephalus volans (Philippine flying lemur)
Lineage: Eukaryota; Metazoa; Chordata; Mammalia; Dermoptera; Cynocephalidae
Gene: CCDC74B
Product: coiled-coil domain containing 74B
Exons: 8
Coding region: 1-978 (325 amino acids)
Source: RefSeq, a predicted model, not a curated record
AUGAGCGCGGCGGGGGUGGCAGCUGGGGCGCGGCCCCUCAGCUCGGCGAUCCCGGGUUCCCGGGGCACUUCGCGCCCGCGCCAGCGCCCGCCCGCGAGCCACCAGUACCUGGGGUCUCACAACCCGCAGCUCGGGCACAGCGAGGCUCAGAAGCGGGUCCUGGACCUGGAGAAGAGCCUGCAGUUCCUGCAGCAGCAGCACUCGGAGACGCUGGUCAAACUCCACGAGGAGAUCGAGCACCUGAAGCGGGAGAACAAGGAUCUCCACUACAAGCUAAUAAUGAAUCAGAAGCCACAGAAGAAAGGCAGCCUCUCCACUUCGAGCUUUCAGUCCAUCAAGUCCAUUUCGAAUUCGACGGUGUCAGCCAGCUCUCAAAACAAGGCCAGACCUCAGCCCAGCUCCUUCAAGAAGCAAGACUUGAAAGCUGACGUCCCCCAGAAAACAGACCUGGAGGAAGAGCCCUUUAGUGCUGCCCUGUUUCACCACAGCAAGCUGGACAGAGUCCCUGGGGCACAGAGGCAGGCCAAAGACGAGGAAACAGAGACCUCUAAUCCAGGAGCUGCCUUGGUGGGGGGCAGCCAGGUGCCAGGGGCACCUCGAUCAGCGAGCUUGCCCCCGCACCUGCGCAAGCCCACCACGCUGCAGCAGUGCGAGGUGGUCAUCCGCCAGCUGUGGAACGUCAACCUCCUGCAGGCCCAAGAGCUGCAGCACCUCAAGUCCCUCCUGGAAGGGAACCAAAGGCCCAAGGCUGCCCCCGAGGAGACUGGGCCCAGCUUUCCCAAGGACCAGGAGGCCAUGCAGUUACCCAAGGUUGCCAACAAGGGACUCUCUAAGAAAUGCCUGAUUCUGAGCCCAGUGCCUGUGGCGGAGCGCUCCAUCCUGCCUGCACUGAAGCGGAGCCUGAAAAGCAACUUUGCUGAGCGGCAGAAAAGGCUGCAGGUAGUACAGAGCCGGCGCCUGCACCGCUCGGUGCUCUGA